AAAUUAAACAUGAAUUCACACACAUUGAUGACACCCGGAGAGCAAGAGAUCAAAGAAAACAUAAUAGUAGAUGGUGAAGCUGAAAUUCAUGAAAAUAACCUACACGAAAAGGAUGAGGAGAUGCCGGUUGAAGUCGAGACAAUGAUGGGCUAUUCCUUUCCGGUUAAGCUAAGUGACGGGAAGGAGUUGAAAGCUAUCGGUUUAAGGAAAAAAAGUGUGCUUGGGUUGUCAUUCAGAAUCUAUAGUUUCGGGAUAUACGUGGAUAACCGGAAACUGAUGGAUGUUGUAAAUUCAAAGACUCUGGAAAACCCAGCAAAGGCUACAAAAGAAAUGUAUAAAAUGGUGAUUGAUGAUCCAGCAGGAAUCUCGGUCAAAAUGAUUAUACUAAUUUCAAAUCUUACUAUGAACAUGGUAAGAAAGAACUUUAAUGACGGUAUAGGAGCAGCUAUAUGGAAACUUGGUGGGAAAAACAACGAGCUCACAAAAAGGAUUAUGGGGGAAGCUACGAAUGACGUCAAGUUGACUCCUGGUUCUGAAAUUGAGGUUACAUGCCUUCCUGGAAAUGUCCUAGAGACAAAAGUGCAUGGCAAGGUGGUAAGCAAACUUGAAAGUGAAAUUCUUUGCAGGGCUUUUGUUUAUCUGUAUUUGGGAGAUGAUCCUUUCGACAAGGUAGCCAAAGAAAAAUUUGGGACGUGUCUUCUUCAUUCCUCCAAGUGAUAGAUGCUAAGAAGCUUCAGAUUUGUUGUAAGAUACAAAUACAUCAUAAUUACAGUAUUAUCAAAUUCAA
Molecule: messenger RNA, 787 nt
Organism: Erigeron canadensis
Lineage: Eukaryota; Viridiplantae; Streptophyta; Magnoliopsida; Asterales; Asteraceae
Product: chalcone isomerase-like protein 1
Exons: 4
Coding region: 10-717 (235 amino acids)
Molecular function (GO): intramolecular lyase activity
Source: RefSeq, a predicted model, not a curated record